Molecule: messenger RNA, 246 nt
Organism: Parnassius mnemosyne (clouded apollo)
Lineage: Eukaryota; Metazoa; Arthropoda; Insecta; Lepidoptera; Papilionidae
Source: the annotation of a GenBank genome assembly
AUGAAAAUUUUCACUGCUAAAAAGUUAUGUGAUCACCACUUUGAAUCAAAUUACAUAAGUACAGGUCAUCGUUUAAUCAUAACAGCUGUUCCAACUUUGUAUCUUGAAGAUAAACAGACGAAAUCGGAUACUACCCUAAGAAUUAGAAGUUGUUACAAAAGCAUGCGCGAAGACUUAAAAUUUAAAUUAAAGAAGUCUAGAAAAACUAUAAAAGAUUUUAGGACUCGUCUAUCAAAUGUAGAAUAA